CUUCCGCCUCGCCAGCUUCAUCACUUAUCGUCAUCGCUCGCUCCACUCAACCCACAACAAGAGCCUCUCGAGCACCUUAAACCCACCGAGUCCACACUUUCGCUUUCUUUUUUCUUUAGAACCUUCUUCUACCUUGCGACAAGGACAAACGCACGCCGGCGAGAUGGGACAGCCAGACACCAUGUUCCGCUCUUCGGAGAUGUCGCUCGUACAGCUGUACGUGGCGACGGAAAUUGGACGCGAAACUGUCAGCGCGUUGGGAGAAGUCGGGAUGAUGCAAUUUCGCGACUUGAACGCAGAUACCUCCGCCUUCCAGCGAACCUUCACGAAGGAGAUCCGACGCCUCGACAACGUCGAGCGACAGCUCCGUUUUUUCGGCGCGCAGAUGGAGAAGAAUGGAGUUAUGGUCCGGCCUGUGGAGAAUAACGCGAGCCUUACCGCUGCCCCCUCCGCCGCUGAGAUCGAUAACCUUUCGGAACGCGCGCAGGCCCUAGAGGGUCGUAUCUCCCAGCUCAACCAGUCCCACGAGACGCUGCAGAAACGCUGGGUAGAACUCAUCGAGUACCGUUGGGUCCUGAGGGAGGCGGGAGGGUUCUUCGAUCGCGCUCAUCAUCAGGCCGAUGAUAUAAGGAGGAACUCCUCAGACGAGGCGCCACUACUGGAGGAUGUGGAGCACUCCGUUUCGCAGGCGAACAGCGGGAAUGCUGGCGAGAUGAGCUUCCAAACGAUGAAUAUUGGGUUCGUUGCGGGUGUUAUUCCCCGCGACAGGAUCGCGACGUUCGAGAGGAUCUUGUGGAGGACCUUGAGGGGUAAUCUUUACAUGAACCAGUCGGAGAUUGAUGAACCGAUUACGGAUCCGGCUACUGGAGAGAAUGUCGACAAGAAUGUGUUCGUUAUCUUUGCGCAUGGAAAGGAGAUUCUGGCAAAGAUCAGGAAGAUUUCCGAGUCGCUCGGUGCGGAUCUGUACUCGGUCGACGAGGACACCAACCUCAGGAGGGACCAGCUUCACGAAGUCAAUAACCGCAUCAACGACCUCCAGAGUGUCCUGCAGAACACCGAGAACACCCUUCAUGGCGAGCUUAGAAUGAUUGCGCAGAGUUUGGCUAGCUGGAUGGUCAUCAUCAAGAAGGAAAAGGCUGUUUACCAGACGCUCAAUCUAUUCAACUACGAUGCUGCAAGGAAGUACCUAGUCGCCGAGGGAUGGCUGCCGACAAACUCGCUGCCGUUGAUCCAGGCCACCUUGCGGGACGUCACCGAGCAGGCUCGCCUACAGGUUCCCAGCAUCAUCAACGAGCUGAAGACGACCAAGACUCCCCCGACCUACAUUAAGACCAACAAGUUUACGGAGGGAUUUCAAACUAUCGUCAACGCCUAUGGUGUCGCCAAAUACCGCGAGGUUAACCCUGGUCUGGCAACAAUCAUCACUUUCCCGUUCCUGUUCGCCGUCAUGUUCGGAGAUCUUGGGCACGGCUUCAUCAUGUUCUUGACUGCGUGUGUUAUGAUCUACUACGAGAAGAAACUCAUCGGCAAGAAGAUCUUUGAGAUCUUCGACAUGGCGUUCUUCGGUCGGUAUAUCAUGUUGCUCAUGGGUAUCUUCGCCAUGUACACCGGUCUGAUCUACAACGAUAUCUUCUCGAAACCUCUCACUCUGUUUUCGAGCGCUUGGGAAUGGCCUGAGCAUUUUAACGCGGGAGACGCCCUCGAAGCUCACAAGAUCCCUGGCUACGUCUACCCUUUCGGGCUUGACUGGGCAUGGCACGCAGCCGACAACGCGCUUCUGUUCACCAACAGUUACAAGAUGAAGCUGUCUGUCUGCCUCGGAUGGGCUCAUAUGACCUAUUCGCUGUGCCUCUCUCAGUACAACCAUCGCUUCUACAAGUCUCGUAUCGAUACUCUCGGCAACUUCAUUCCCGGCAUGCUCUUCCUACAGUCGAUCUUUGGCUACCUCGUCAUGUGCAUCCUCUACAAGUGGACCGUUGACUGGAAUGAGAUUGGAAAGCCCGCCCCGUCGUUGCUCAACAUGCUCAUUUACAUGUUCCUCUCCCCCGGUACCAUUGAGGACGAACUCUACCCCGGCCAGAAGCCCAUCCAGCUAUUCCUCACUCUUAUCGCCGUGAUUUGCAUUCCCUGGAUGCUGCUGUUGAAGCCUCUCUGGAUGCGCUACGAACACAACAAGCAUCACGCCGCCGGUUACCAGGGUCUCGGUGGUACCGUCACCCGCGUCAGCGCCCUCGACGACGACGACGACGAGCCCUCGGGAGCCCGUGACAGCGUUGAAACCGAUGGCUCCGCGCACGCUCUCAUCGCCGAGGAGAUGGGUGAAGAGCACGAAUUCGACUUUGCCGAGGAAAUGAUCCACCAGAUCAUCCACACCAUCGAGUUCUGUCUCAACUGUGUCUCGCACACCGCGUCGUACCUGCGACUGUGGGCUUUGUCGCUCGCUCACGCGCAGUUGUCGUCGGUGCUGUGGUCGAUGACGCUGGGACUGGCCUUUGGAGUUACCGGCACCCUCGGUGUUAUCAUGACUGUUUUCCUGUUUGGUCUGUGGUUCUGCUGUACCGUCGUUAUUCUCGUUAUCAUUGAGGGUACCAGUGCCAUGUUGCAUUCGCUCCGUCUGCAUUGGGUUGAGGCAAUGAGCAAAUUCUUUAUCGGAGACGGUCUGGCGUUUGAGCCUUUCAGCUUCAAAUUGCUGCUGGAAGAGGAGGGCGAGAAGUAGUCUACCCCACGCCCUUGUAUCAACAGGGUGGAGGUUGCGGCGGUGAUGUAUUGAUAUUGCCAUAGUAGGUGGUGGGGAGGGGUAUCAAAGGGGACGAAUGGACCGUUGUAGUUUUGUGGUGUGGUGUGUGGUGAGUGGUUGGAUUCGCGCUUUUGUUUUUUGUUUUGACCAGCUCUUCUUUUGAUGCUGGUUGCGUUCUUCGAGUUAUAUUUGCUUUUGUUGUGAGAUGGAGGGGAUGAUAAAUAUACCAAACUCUUACUGCAGCUUCGUGAAUCGUUCCCUCCCAUCAGGUUCAAUUCGGCAGUUGGUCUUUUCGAUGGUGAAUUAUGGGGUCAAAGAAAAGGUGGGUAUUGACGCUGUAUGAUACCUACGUUCCAAAGACAUCUCGAAG
Molecule: messenger RNA, 3107 nt
Organism: Tricharina praecox
Lineage: Eukaryota; Fungi; Ascomycota; Pezizomycetes; Pezizales; Pyronemataceae
Product: V-type ATPase, V0 complex, 116kDa subunit family
Exons: 3
Coding region: 164-2716 (850 amino acids)
Biological process (GO): vacuolar acidification; proton transmembrane transport
Cellular component (GO): vacuolar proton-transporting V-type ATPase, V0 domain; vacuolar proton-transporting V-type ATPase complex; fungal-type vacuole membrane
Molecular function (GO): ATPase binding; proton-transporting ATPase activity, rotational mechanism
Source: RefSeq, a predicted model, not a curated record